AUGAAGCGCUCAAGCCGGACGGCUUCACGCCGCUUUGGGUUUGCUGCCGAUUCCGCGUCUCCAACUUCGCCGUCAAAGCCAUCAUUUGACCACAUCUCACACCCUGGCCAAGGUGAGCCUCACAACACCCAAAACUCGCCCAUGGCUGCGCCAAGAGAUGAUGCCGAUGGCGAAAACGCAAAAACACCAAUCGUCCCUUGGAUGCGACGAGCUCGUCGCAAUAGCCUCGCUGCUACUCCCACAUACCAGGGCUCAUCAGUAAAAGACGAGCAGCACGGGGACAGUCCUGAGAAGGGCGGCCACAGUCUUCGAAAGCGCGCGCGCGUUAAUUACGCCACGGAGCACAUCGGAGAAGAUUUGUUCGCCCCAAGCUCUACGGCGCCUCGCUCAAGAAAACGCAAGCCCUACGGGUUUGAGGACCCUGAGGAUUUUUCCGGCCCAAAGGCCAAGCGGCGGAACACCUCAUUGAGUGUGGACACACCCAGCACUCGCCGACGCAACCCUGCCCGCAAGCCGGCUGAGCCCAAAGAAUCCAAGUCCUUUCCCACCAACACCAGCUUCGGCAAUCAUUUCAACGAUGAUAACGAUAUCAUCCGCGACACUAUCGAAGUUGGCCUAUCGCCAUCCGACAUGGAACUAGUUGACUCGGAUGAGCUCAGCAGUGUUGGCAGCUCCCCAUCUCCAAAGCAGGAGGAUGAUGCGCACGACAAGGACGCAGAAUCUUCGCGUGCUCAGUCCAAUGACUUCGGGAAAGAUGUUUCCAGCGAACCUACCAAAGAGCCCGAAACCAAGUACCCUACCAUCAAGGAGACUGGGAUCGGUGCACGAGAGCCUAAUACCAAGGCAUCUCAUGUCAAGUCGGCUGUCAAGCCAGGAGAAGCCAGACCAGUCUAUAUCGCUACUAUUAAAUUCAACUUGGCGAAGCAUCUUGAGCGGGAAGCCAUGCAAAUUGCAACCAAAGCAGCAACUGUAGUCAUACCGGCAGCGCCCAAGCCAACAGAUGUCAAGAAAGAUACAGUUGAGAAGACGGAAGCAAAGGAUCCCGAGUCAAAGCCAAACCCAGUGGAAACUCAAGCCCAGCGAACAGGCCCGGUUGAAACAGAGGUCAAACAAUCCGACGUCAAGGAACUCAGCACUGAUGAGCCUAUUUUGAAGGAGACUGAACCCAUCUUGAAGGAGACUGAGCCCAAAAAGGUGGAUUCAGAUGCCAUUGUGCCUGAAGAAGCCAAAGCUGGGCAAGCUGAACUGAAAGAGGCUCAACCUAAGCAUGUUGAACUCGAUGAGACCACGAGCAAAAGUACCGAACCCGAAAAACCUGUGGCUCAGGAUGCCGAGCUCAAGAGUCCCGAGACCAAGCUUGCGCCUGAGGAGCCUCAAGAGCCCAAGGAUAAUGCCAACGCUGCUGAAGAGUCUAAAGUAACUGAUUUGGACAUGAAGGAUGCCGAAUCCAUCAUCGCUGAUAAGGACUCAGAUGCGAAGGAUGUCAAACAUAGCACUUUGAGUACCAAUGCUCCCGAGGCUGUUCUCAAAGGGGCUGACUUGGCGGUAAACGAACCUGAAACGAAGGCCAAGGAGCCUGAAACCGAAAUAAAAGAGGCGGGACCCAAGGAUGCCCACGUCCAAGGAGUUGAUGUCGCCAGUACCGAAGUCCAAGCCACCGAGCCCAAGAGUGCUGAAGUACAAGUCACUGAGCUCAAGAGUGCUGAAGCACAAGCACAAACCAUCGAGCCCAAGAGUGCUGAAGUACAAGUCACUGAGCUCAAGAGUGCUGAAGCACAAGCACAAACCAUCGAGCCCAAGAGUGCUGAAGCACAAACCAUCGAGCCCGAUGAGGCUGAAGUACAAGCCAUCGAGCCCAAGAGUGCUGAAGUACAAGAUACUGAACCCAAGAGUGCUGAAGCACAAGAUACUGAGCCCAAGAGUGCUGAAGCACAAGGCACUGAACCCGAGAGUGCUGAAGUACAAGAUACUGAGCCCAAGAGUGCUGAAGCACAAGGCACUGAACCCGAGAGUGCCAAACCCCAAGAGACUGAACCUAAGAGUAUCGAGAUUGGAGAAGUUGAACCCAAAGAUACCCAAACCAUUGAGUCUGAUAUCAAUGGCGUCGAGACCAAAGCCAGCGGGUCGAAAGAUGUUUUGAUGAAGGACGCUGGAGUAAAUGACAGCACAGUCCAGGAUGCUGGGGUCAAGGACAUUGAGCCGAAUGAUUCCGAAGCCAAAGAUGUUGAACCCAAGAGUCUUGAAGUCGCAGACGCUGCGGUCGAAGAAUCUGAAACCAAGGGCUCCGAAGUCGAGAAGCCCAAUGAUCAGGAUGUCAAAGUCCCCGAGUCCCCUUCAAAAGUUGCCACACCUGAGAACACGAAUAUUGCCGAAGACCAUCCAAUGGACACCGAAAAGACAGAGGUUUCCGAAAUCAAAAGUCAGGACGUCACGCUGGAAGUAGCUUCUACUGUGGAAUCCAAUCCCAUUGAAGCUGAGAUUGAUCAGAUUCAAUCACCACGUGCCGAGAUCGCGAAUGAGGAGACUGAUGCGCAGAUGAAGCAAACUGAGUCUCACUUGGUCCAGGGCGAGGACACCGAAACUAGUGUAUCGGGCCUCAAAGAUAUAGCCCAACAUCCAGUUGAGACAGAAGAUGCAGAAAUGAACGAGGCCGGUUCCUCUCAGGAGCAUCAACUCACUCAAGAAAAGCCCGACGAUAUUUCCCAUGAAGAAAAUACCCCAGAUAACGAAGAGGGGCCCAGUGAUCAGGUUCGACAAGCCCAGGCCGAGUCCCAAGCCGAGACGACCGUUAGCUCUGCUAGCCAGGAGCUACAUUCGCCAGCUGGCGACUCCUUUCAAAAACCAGACGAAACAAUGACUCCUCUGACCCCUACGAAGCAAGAAGGACCUAAGUCUUUGUCGUUUCCGAACAAUUCUGACAAAGAAGAGCCUAGAACUCCAGCUUUGUCCACUUCCGGUCAGAACAUUGUUGAAUCUCCGCAGGAUACGACUAUGAUUUCUCCUCCACGAAUCAAUGAAAUACCCUCUAAUGCUAUUGCCAAGAACGAUGACCAGGACCAGUCGGUUUUACAUCAACAAACUGAUCCUGAAGUUGUGGACGAUAACUCAACAGCAACAUCGAUAGCCACCCCAACUGAACCCAACGUACCCGUUGACACAAUAAUGGCCGACACUGGUGAGGAAGAAGUUGGCAUUCUACAAUCUCAACCCGUCUUGGAGCAACCAACACAACCCACAAAGUCUCUCGAAAGCCCAUCGAAGAAACCCAUCCCUGCCCCAGUCGGCCGAUGGUCUCACCUCACACCCUACGUUGACGGUGAAUUCACUUCUUAUCCAGAGAAAAGGGAACGAUCCGAGGAUGAUGAUGGCAGCGAGGACCCAUCCCAAGAAAACACCAAGGAAACCAAUGAUCCCGAUGUUGUCGCGGACGACAAUGACGACCUGCCUGACGUUGGGGCCUCUGAAUUACCAACGGGCGCUCUCAACACACCCACCCGAGGGUCACCAAUCCCUGAGUCUUUGAAUAUUGACACCUCUAACUCGCCCGCGCCGGCAAAUGAUGACCCUGAUGACCCUGAGAUCGCUGAGCCGCAAGAGCCCCUGGAACGAGCACUCCGUUUCAAAUAUCGCAAACUUCGGAAUGCUGAUGAUUUCAUCUCUGUGAUUGACAAUUAUGAGAGUAUGAAAACCGAAGAUCUCUAUGAAAUGCUACAGGCAAUCAACGUAUCCCUCGUCGAAUGGCAGGAUGAGUGGUCUCAGUUGGGCAAGGUGGUUGAUGACUUUGAAAACGCCUCCCGCAGACGGAUUGCAGAUUCCAAGUACGAGAGUCGCACUCGGAACCUCAACCAACAUGGUAUCAACUUCGAAGAGCCAGACUUUGCUGUCAAGGGAUACAAAGCAAAGGAGAGAGAGAUCAUGAGUGAAACCCGGUAUCUGCAACAGCAAGACCGCACUAUGGCAGCUGCUUACGGUUUUGAGUAUGAUCCUCAUCCUUCAAAGAUCGGCCGCCAAAACCCGGAAACUCAACAGGCAGGCGUCACAACGCGUGGCAGGGCACUUCGCAAUCAGCCAAGGCAAACCGCCAAGGCCACUGAGGCUGACGGCGUCACAGGCAAGAGGCAACGCAAGCCUGUUCAACUGUUUGAUCCCGCUACUCAGGAUAUCAGCAGAAGUUCAACACCUGCGCCAACCCGCGGCAAACGGCGGAAACUCACCGAGAAUGAUGACGCCCAGUCCAUGCCCACAUCCAGCUUCAAUGAGGACGGCAUAUCAGAUGUUGAAACAACUCCGAAUACGCGAAGAAGACGUGGCCCUCGUGCCAAAAAUUCAAUGUCGAAGUUCGAUGGCCUAUCCUCUCAGGGUCAAGAUCAACGCGAGGAACCACCAAAAAGUACUGGUCGCCGGGCCAGAAACAAAACAUUCGCCCCAGAAGACGAGGUGGACAAGCCUAGGCACUAUGAUGAUAUCGAUGGCCAGGAUGAGGCCAAACCCCGUCGCCAUAUUCUCACUCUCAAAAUUCCCAAGGGCACAACUAUUAGCGACACCGCCUCAACAAUUGAAGAUAAUGGUGACUUGAGGCCCUCUACAGCAUCUUCGGACUCGACCACCCAUACGGUUGAAUCGUCCUACUCGUUCAGGCCUAAACGCCAAAAGAGGUUCAGGGACGAGCCGGACAAUGGAGACGAACCUACACAAGCACCAGCCAAGAAGAGGGGUAGACGAAACAACGUUGACAACCGGGGAGAUUACACUGUGGGUGAAGGAGGCUCCCUUCCUUCUGAGAACACAUCCAAUGUUGGCACUGGCCGCAAGGCUCCUAAAAUCAAGGUCAUGAGGCCCACUCAAGAGAGCCGUAACGGCACUCCAACAUCACAGCCUACAACUGAAGGUGGUGACGAUCAACCCAAAGACUACAGAGCAAUGACCAAGUCUGAGAAGAUGUCAGCGUCGAUGAAAAACCGCUGGGCAAACGGCAACAUGGCCGGCGCGGUUGAGAAGCGCAAGGCCACCCUUGCUGCUAAAAAGGCCGCUCAAGUGGCAGCCGAGCAGAAGGUUGGACUCAUUGCGCCUAAGCAGAAAACCAACAAGCCGAGCAAAAAAGAGCCCACUCUUCCAGGAGAAAAUCCUGGAUUUGUGCAUUCACCUCAAUUCCCACAAAUUCCCCCAGCUCAGCAAGGAGCCCAGCACCAACAUGUGACUCAACAUCCUCAAACUCAUCCACACGACCUUCCUCCUAUGGGAAUUCCUUUUCCAUCCUCGAGAUAA
Clonostachys solani is the source of this 5265-nucleotide messenger RNA. The record is from the annotation of a GenBank genome assembly. Lineage: Eukaryota; Fungi; Ascomycota; Sordariomycetes; Hypocreales; Bionectriaceae.